CGUCGCGUGAGGGGCCGGCCGCGCGAUCCGGCAGCCCUCGGGGCCCCUCCGGCGGAGCGACGGGCAGGCGAGUGCGAGGCGGGACGCUUCCACUUAUUGAAAGAUGUCACCAGUUGGAGCAGCAUUGUCCUGUUCCUGUCUCCGCCCUGGUGUAUGGCUGCUGAAGGCAAGCAUACAGAAGAAGAGCUUCCUUGGUUUGCAUACAGCAGCUGGGUGUGCUGCCAAGGAUUAUUAUGAAGUACUUGUGCUGGGUGGAGGCUCCGGUGGAAUCACCAUGAGUGCUCGGAUGAAGAGGAAAGUGGGGGCAGGAAAUGUAGCUGUGGUUGAGCCAAGUAAGACUCAUUACUAUCAGCCUCUGUGGACCCUGGUAGGUGCUGGUGCAAAGCAGCUGUCAGCUUCUGCACGUCCAACAGAGAGGGUGAUGCCUGAAGGUGUGAAGUGGAUUAAAUCUCGCGUUACAGCAUUGGAUCCAGAUAAGAACUGUGUCAGGCUGGAGAAUGAUGUCAAGAUAUCUUACAAGUACCUGAUAAUUGCCCUUGGGAUUAGUCUGCAUUAUGAAAAGAUCAAAGGUUUGCCUGAGGGUUUUCAUCACCCUAAAAUAGGUUCCAAUUAUUCAGUUCAUACAGUAGAGAAAACAUGGAAAGCCUUGCAAGAUUUCAAGGAAGGAAAUGCUAUCUUCACUUUUCCAAACACUCCGGUGAAAUGUGCAGGGGCUCCUCAGAAAAUCAUGUAUUUAUCUGAGGCCUACUGGAGGAAAACAGGAAAACGACCCAAAGCAAACAUAAUGUUCAACACUUCACUUGGUGUCAUUUUUGGUGUUAAGAAAUAUGCUGAUGCAUUGCUUGAAAUAAUAGAGGAGAGGAAUAUUGCUGUUAACUAUAAGUGCAACCUUGUUGAAGUUCGAGCAGACAAGCAGGAAGCUGUGUUUGAAAACCUGGACAAACCUGGAGAGACUGAAGUUCAUGAGUAUGAAAUGCUUCAUGUCACACCCCCAAUGGGGCCACCUGAUGUGCUUAUCAACAGCCCUGUCUCUGAUGAAAUCGGCUGGGUAGAUGUAAAUAAGGAUACUCUGCAACAUAAGAAGUAUCCUAAUAUUUUUGGUAUUGGAGAUUGCACCAACCUUCCAACAUCAAGAACUGCUGCGGCUGUAGCUGCCCAAUCUGGAGUGCUUGAUAAAACUAUUUCUCUGGUAAUGAAGAACCAGUCACCAACUAAAAAGUAUGAUGGAUAUACUUCCUGCCCACUAGUAACAAGCUAUAACAAGGUGAUUCUAGCAGAAUUUGACUACAAUGCUCAGCCUUUGGAGACCUUUCCCAUUGACCAAAGUAAACAGAGGACAACAAUGUACCAUAUGAAAGCUGAUAUGAUGCCCUUUCUCUAUUGGAAUGCGUUACUCAAGGGAUACUGGGGAGGACCAGCUCCUAUCAGAAAGCUGAUGCAUCUAGGCUUGAAGUAAAUGUUGGUUCUUAGCUCAAGUUCUUGAAGAAAUAAGACUGGCCUCGUGCUGGAUGAGUACGUAUACUUCCUUUUGGACACCUCCACAAGAGACAGACUUUUUUAAUCAAGUUUUUGUCCCGAACUCUAACUUUCUGCCUCCUAGGGAUUAAGCCUUACUACUUUCUUCCAUGUGAUCUGAGGCCUUAAAUUAAUUCUGUAUGUAGAUAGCAGUUUCAACUCAAGCGUGAGCUUCCUUCAGCUGCAAGCCACUACUGAAACUUCCUACAGUAAUCAAUGCCCUUAAAUCAGUUUUGUAUGUAAGAGAUUUUCUGUGACUGUAGCUCAAAUUCCUUGCUUCCAUUAUCUAAACGUGCACUUAAUAAAAUAAUGCUAGUAAAACAUU
This is a messenger RNA of Lagopus leucura (white-tailed ptarmigan), 1840 nucleotides long. RefSeq names its product sulfide quinone oxidoreductase (gene SQOR). Lineage: Eukaryota; Metazoa; Chordata; Aves; Galliformes; Phasianidae. The record is from RefSeq and is a predicted model, not a curated record. Gene Ontology annotation, cellular component: mitochondrion. Bases 104 to 1456 code for a protein of 450 amino acids. Gene Ontology annotation, molecular function: sulfide:quinone oxidoreductase activity; FAD binding. The transcript is spliced from 10 exons.